UCAUUUCAACACACUAUUCAUCCAUCCCCCUCUCUCUCUACAUAUUUCUUUCUGUAAAACUUCACUUCUUGUUCAGUUUGUGAACUAAAGCCUCUCGAUAGUGAAAAUUUUUGUUGAAGGCCAAGCAGAGAAGUUGAAGUAAUGGCAGGAGCUAGUGGAGGAAGAUCUCUGGAGCAGACACCCACAUGGGCUGUUGCCAUAGUUUGUUUCGUUUUGGUCGUGAUUUCAAUAAUCAUAGAGCACAUAAUACAUGUUAUUGGGAAGUGGUUAAGGAAGAAACACAAGACAGCUCUUUACGAAGCACUAGAAAAAAUCAAAUCAGAGCUUAUGCUAUUGGGGUUUAUAUCCCUGCUUCUAACGGUAGGGCAAAGUCUUAUCUCCAACAUAUGCAUACCGGAGAAAGUUGCGAACACUUGGCAUCCAUGCAGCAAAAACAAGACCCAAAAGAGCCGGCAGAGACUUCUUUCGUUUUUGUCAGAUUCCGGGGGAAGCGUACGGCGUGCUUUGGCGUCGCCGGAUUCAUCUAACACUUGUGGUUCGGGAAAAGUCUCGUUCAUAUCAUCGGAUGGUAUUCAUCAACUACACAUUUUUAUAUUCGUGUUGGCUGUUUUCCAUGUUCUUUAUUGUAUCCUCACAAUGGCUUUGGGUCGAGCUAAGAUGAGGAGUUGGAAAAGAUGGGAGAAAGAGACGAGAACGGUAGAGUACCAAUUCUCUCAUGAUCCUGAGAGGUUUAGGUUUGCGAGAGAAACAUCAUUCGGAAGAAGACAUUUGAGCUUUUGGACCAACUCUCCUUUCCUCAUUUGGAUUGCGUGUUUCUUUAGGCAGUUCGUGAGGUCGGUUCCUAAGGUUGAUUAUUUGACAUUGCGACAUGGAUUUAUUAUGGCACAUUUGGCCCCUCAAAGCGGCGCAAAAUUCGAUUUCCAAAAGUACAUUAAUAGGUCACUUGAAGAGGACUUCAAGGUGGUCGUGGGAAUUAGUCCUCCAAUCUGGUUCAUGGCCGUGCUCUUCCUUCUCUUUAAUACCCAUGGUUGGUUUUCUUAUCUAUGGCUACCAUUUAUCCCAUUAAUCAUCAUCCUGUUAGUUGGAACUAAGCUACAGGUGAUCAUAACCAAAAUGGGUCUCAGAAUAAUGGAGAGAGGGGAGGUUGUGAAAGGAGUGCCGGUAGUUCAGCCAGGUGAUGACCUAUUCUGGUUAAAUCGCCCACGCCUCCUCCUCUACCUCAUCAACUUUGUUCUCUUUCAGAAUGCCUUUCAACUUGCAUUCUUUGUAUGGAGUUGGUAUGAAUUCGGAAUAAAAUCUUGUUUCCACGAGCAUUUGGAGGAUAUAAUCAUCAGAGUUUCGAUGGGGGUCCUUAUACAAAUCCUUUGUAGCUACGUCACGCUCCCUCUCUAUGCCCUUGUAACACAGAUGGGCUCAAAUAUGAAGCCAACAAUUUUCAAUGAAAGAGUUGCGGUUGCUCUACGAAACUGGCACCACACAGCCAAAAAACACAUCAAGCAGAGCAAAGGGUCCGUGACCCCAAUGUCAAGCAGACCAACCACACCAUCCCACCACAUGUCCCCUGUCCACCUAUUGCGCCAUUACAAAAGCGAAGUCGACAGCAUUCAAACAUCACCUAGAAGAUCCAAUGUUGAUAUGGAAAAUUGGGAUACAGAUUCUCCCUCUCCUUCACACCCUCACAUUAGUGGUGAUGGUUCGUCGUCUUCACACCAUCAUUUUCGGCAAAUGGAACAAGCUUAUGCUGAGGAUGAAAACAGGAAUGUGAAUGAAGCGGGUUUGCGUAAUCAAGCGCCUCAGCAUGAGAUUGAUAUUGCAUCAUCUCAAGAGUUUUCUUUUGAUAAGAGACACGGAACCAUAUAAUUGAGAUUUGGGGAAACGGUUGAUUUGUUACUUGUUGGUGGGAACAAAGGCAUGACCUAGGGAGAUUGGGAAUGCUUAUUUUGCGUCUCAUUGUAUAGUUCUUUUUUCUUUAAUUUGUUGUUUAAUUUUCAACUUCAGCAUUGCUAAUAUUGGAGCCUUUCAUUGCUUUUACGUGAAAACUA
Tripterygium wilfordii is the source of this 2042-nucleotide messenger RNA. RefSeq names its product MLO-like protein 6. NCBI's taxonomy places the organism in Eukaryota, Viridiplantae, Streptophyta, Magnoliopsida, Celastrales, Celastraceae. Gene Ontology annotation, cellular component: membrane. The record is from RefSeq and is a predicted model, not a curated record. Gene Ontology annotation, biological process: defense response. Bases 142 to 1860 code for a protein of 572 amino acids. The transcript is spliced from 12 exons.